Chenopodium quinoa (quinoa) is the source of this 1711-nucleotide messenger RNA. RefSeq names its product UDP-galactose/UDP-glucose transporter 7-like. NCBI's taxonomy places the organism in Eukaryota, Viridiplantae, Streptophyta, Magnoliopsida, Caryophyllales, Amaranthaceae. The transcript has 7 exons. The record is from RefSeq and is a predicted model, not a curated record. Gene Ontology annotation, cellular component: Golgi apparatus. Bases 522 to 1493 code for a protein of 323 amino acids. Gene Ontology annotation, molecular function: UDP-glucose transmembrane transporter activity; UDP-galactose transmembrane transporter activity; antiporter activity.
AAGUACGCUGACACUUGAGAAGGAAUCAACGCGGUUUACUCACUCUGCUAUUUUUCUUUACGCAAUUUUGUUCAUUGAGAUCGGGAUUUGGAAUUUUAUAUCAUUUGUGAACCCAUUAUUUCAGGACCCCUGUAUCUCUUUUAUUCUCUUUUUUCUAUCUUUAUUAUCUAUGUUCUUCCCUUCUUCACACCAUCACUCCCUACAUUUUCCAAUCCUAUUUGACUCAUUUAAUCCUACAAAAAUCUUCACUUUUUUUCUGGGUUUUAUUCUAUCCUCCAAAUAUCUACACAUUUCAUGUAAACUAAAUUCUGUGUUUUCAUUCAAUCUUACAUUUUUUAUUCUAUUCAAAUAUGUAAAUUAAAGUCUGGGUUUUGUGACAUUUUAUUAAAGCAUGUAAAUCAAUUCCUGGGUUUUCUCAGAUCAAUUUGUGAAGUUGCAUGUCAGAUCAACUAUUGAGAUCACUCUUACAAUUAAUUAAGAAGAAAGCUUAAUUAAUUGAUUUGGUUAAUCCACCAUUAACAAUGGAAGUUCUUCCAGAUAUUGAGGCCACUCAAUAUUUGAGUUUAAUUGCUGCCUUAUCUUAUGGAGCUACUUCUAUGGCUAUGGUCUUCCUCAACAAGGCAAUCCUCAUGGAAUACUCGUACUCAAUGACUCUCCUCACAGUCCAGCAAUUGGCAACUGCUCUGCUUAUUCACAUCGGUCGUGUGAUGGGAUACACAAAGGCCAAGGCUUUGAACAUGGAUACUGCUAAGAAGCUUCUUUGGGUGUCACUUUUCUACAAUGCCAAUGUAGCCUUUGCUUUAGCAAGCUUGAAAGGAGUUAAUAUACCCAUGUACAUUGCGAUCAAACGACUUACACCACUCGCUGUGUUGGUGGCUGGAUUCUUUUCAGGGAAGAAAAGACCUUCAAGACAGGUGAGUCUUUCAGUGAUCCUAACAGCUGUUGGGGUACUUAUUGCAGCACUUGGAGAUUUUUCCUUUGACCUUUUUGGUUACAGCAUGGCAUUAACUUCUGUCUUUUUUCAGACAAUGUACCUAGUCUUAGUUGAGAAGUCUGGUGCAGAAGAUGGACUCUCAUCAGUGGAGAUAAUGUUCUAUAACAGCUUUUUGUCACUUCCAGUUCUUGUGUUUCUUAUUCUAGCUACAAAAGAGUUUCCUGAUUCACUAUCUUUGUUGUUUGGCAAGAGUUCCUCCAUGUCAUUUUUGGUGAUCCUUGCUGCUUCUCUAAUCAUGGGCAUUGCCCUCAACUUCACCAUGUUCCUUUGUACGAUAGUCAACUCUGCUCUGACGACCACUAUUGUUGGAGUUCUGAAAGGUGUUGGAUCAACGACCCUUGGAUUUGUCUUGCUGGGAGGAGUAGAAAUACAUGCUCUGAAUGUGACUGGAUUGGUCAUCAACACUGUAGGAGGCGUUUGGUAUUCUUACGCCAAAUACCAGGAGAAGAAAAAUAAGCUACCUAAGACAAUUCCUGAUGCGGAGGCAUAUCGAAAAUAAUAGGAUUAUAUCUUUUUUUAUUUUUUAUUUAUUUUUUUUAUUUUUUAUUUUUUUUCUGCCUUCAUUUGAUACUAUUUUGUUUGGUGAUGGCAUGCAUCAUUUAUUUUCAUUAAUGUAUACGUCCAUGUGAACCUCAGCAAUAGAGAUAUAUUUGUUACACAUUGCUCCGAAAGAAAUAUAAGAUGUUGAAAUCAAAUGAAUAAAUGAUUUACCUUGCG